Messenger RNA from Crotalus tigris (Tiger rattlesnake), 1140 nucleotides. Its product is annotated as olfactory receptor 1019-like. Bases 17 to 955 code for a protein of 312 amino acids. Gene Ontology annotation, molecular function: odorant binding; olfactory receptor activity; G protein-coupled receptor activity. The record is from RefSeq and is a predicted model, not a curated record. The transcript has a single exon. Gene Ontology annotation, biological process: sensory perception of smell; G protein-coupled receptor signaling pathway. NCBI's taxonomy places the organism in Eukaryota, Metazoa, Chordata, Lepidosauria, Squamata, Viperidae. Gene Ontology annotation, cellular component: membrane.
UAAUUACUGAAGAGAAAUGGUUGAAGAAAACCACACAAUGAUGACUGAAUUUGUUUUUGUAGGUUUAGUGGAUAGUCCAAAUAUGGAGCUGCUCUCUUUUAUCAUGAUACUAAUUAUCUAUUUAAUUACACUGACUGGCAAUCUUGGGAUGAUCAUAUUAAUCAAGAUAAGCUCUCAGCUCCAGAGCCCUAUGUAUUUCUUCCUCAGUCAUUUGUCUUUCUUAGAUUUUGGGUAUUCUUCAGCUAUUGCCCCUAAAAUGCUAGCUAACAUACUGGCAGACAAGAAAAGCAUUUCAUAUGCUGAUUGUGCUGCACAGAUGUAUUUCUUCAUUUUCUGUGCGAGUACUGAGUGUAUCCUCCUGGCAGCAAUGGCGUAUGACCGGUACGUGGCUAUCUGUAAUCCUCUCCUCUAUGUGGUUACCAUGUCUCCCAAAGUGUGCACUGGGAUGGUGGCUGGAUCUUAUCUCAUUGGCUUGGUGAAUGCAGUGACACAAACAGCUUCUACCUUUCAGCUCUCUUUUUGUGGCUCCAAUAUCAUCAACCAUUUUUUCUGUGAUGUUCCCCCUUUGCUAUCUCUUUCCUGCACUGACACAAGCAUGAAUGAAAUGGUGCUCUUCGUUUUUGCAACUAUCCUGGGUAUAUUUACUUCAACAGAAAUUGUGGUGUCAUAUGCAUUCAUCUUGACAGCAAUCUUGCGGAUUAACUCAUCUGAGGGGAAACAAAAGGCUUUUUCAACAUGUGCCUCCCACCUGGCAGCUGUAACCAUCUUCUAUGGAACAACCAUCUUUAUGUAUCUGUGCCCAAGUUCCAGCUAUGUUCUGGAUCAGGACAAAUGGGCUUCCAUCUUCUAUACCAUAGUAAUUCCAAUGCUGAAUCCUUUGAUCUAUAGCUUGAGGAACAGGGAAGUCAAAAAUGCCUUGAGAAGGAAGCAGGCACUGGGCAUGAGAUGCUUAUGAGUGCUGACAAACUGAAGCAUUUUUAUCUACUCAUAUGAUCUAAUAUGCCACUUUUUUUAAAAAUUGAAAGGAAGCAAAUUUGUCUGUAUGGAAAGUAUUCCUCAAAGCUGGAAACUAACCUGAGCAGGCUUUUUAAUUUUAACAACAACAACAAAAAAAAUUGAAGAAAUACAGCAUCAGGCAAA